AGGAAGAAGACGCUGUGACGUCACGGCCCAACAUGGAGGACCUGUACACUAAACCAGGUAACCAGGAGCGGGGUUGGAACGACCCCCCUCAGUUCUCAUACGGCCUUCAGAAGGCCCGCGGGCCUCAGAAGAACCUCCUGAACAAGAGAGCUGCUCCACCAGGUGCAGGAGCCCCACCCAUGACCCCGCCCUCCUCCAAUCCUCUGGCUCCACCUCCAAAUGGUGUUGCUCCGCCCCCUCCACACCCAGCUCGUCCUCCUCUUGGCAGUGUGGCCACGCCCCCUCCCCCUCUGGGACCAAUGAGAAGUCAGAGAGACGCAGAUGGCAGUCAAUCGGAGAGCGAGCCGGACGUAGAGGCCGUGGUGUUGGUGUUGAACCGAGCCCUCCAUGCAUGCAGAAUGGCUGUUAAAGACCAGGUGUGUAGUGAUGUGGCAAAGAGGCUCCGCCUCCUGGAGGACAGUUGGCGGUCAGGUAGACUUAGCCUACCAGUGAGGAGACGCAUGGACACUCUGUCUCUAGAGUUACAGUCUGGUCACUGGGACUCAGCUGAUGAGGUCCAUCGCUCUCUGAUGGUUGAUCAUGUGACCGAAGUCAGCCAAUGGAUGGUCGGUGUCAAACGACUCAUCGCCGAGACCCGAAAACUGAAUCCAGAACUUUUAGAACCACUUCGAAAACCUCCGGGACCAGUCCAGGACCAUGAAGUACCAGUCCAGGACCCUGCAGCACCAGUCCAGGACUAUGAAGUACCAGUCCAGGACCCUACAUUAUUAGUCCAGGACCCUGCAGCACCAGUCCACGACUCUAAAGUACCAGUCCAGGACCCUACAGUACCAGUCAAGGACCCUGCAGCACCAGUCCAGGACCCCGCAGCACCAAUCCAGGACCCUAAAGCACCAGUCCAGGACCCUGCAGUACCAGUCCAGCACUGUUAAUCUACAGGGGUCUACAUGUUUCUACUAUCAGCAAACUUUGACUCUUUAAACCAUAACCAGGAUCUGGGGGUGAUAAACCUCACAUUCAUUCUCACAUCUCAGCAGAGGGUCAAAGGUUAGAACAGCAGGACCAGGUAGGUCCGUGGUUUGUUCUGGUGUCGGGACUCUAGACUCUCCAGACCAGAGGGUUUCAAAUCUAGGCUCCUCUACAGCGAGUGAGAGGGAGAGUUAAACCCCACUCUGGACUCUGGUCUCUGGAUUCUAGACUCUGGACUCUGGUAUCUGGACCCCACAUAGACUGUAGACUUUAGUCUCCGGACCUCACAUACACCAUAGACUCUGGUCUCUCUGGACCCCACAUAGACUGUAGACUCUGGACUCUGAACCCUACAUAGACUGCAGACUCUGGUCUCUGGACCCCACAUAGACCGUAGACUCUGGUCUCUGGACCCCACAUAGACUGUAGACUGUGGUCUCUGGACCCCACAUAGACUGUAUACUCUGGUCUCUGGACCCUACAUAGACUGUAGACUGUGGUCUCUGGACCCCACAUAGACUGUAUACUCUGGUCUCUGGACCCCACAUAGACUGUAGACUCUGGACUCUGAACCCUACAUAGACUGCAGACUCUGGUCUCUGGACCCCACAUAGACUGUAGACUGUGGUCUCUGGACCCCACAUAGACCGUAGACUCUGGUCUCUGGACCCCACAUAGACUCUGGCGACCCCGUCAGUCAUGUGAUGUGAUGGCAUGUGAUGUUUGCACCAAUCGGUAAACUUGCUGCUCAUGAAUAAAUCUCUGUUCUGUCAGAAA
Molecule: messenger RNA, 1746 nt
Organism: Cyclopterus lumpus (lumpfish)
Lineage: Eukaryota; Metazoa; Chordata; Actinopteri; Perciformes; Cyclopteridae
Gene: sra1
Product: steroid receptor RNA activator 1
Exons: 6
Coding region: 33-932 (299 amino acids)
Biological process (GO): regulation of transcription by RNA polymerase II
Cellular component (GO): nucleus
Source: RefSeq, a predicted model, not a curated record